AUGGCAGCUCUUUUCAAUGCAGGCCUUCUGGCCCUCAAUGCAACUGUCAACGCAAUAAUGCGAGGUGUCGUAUGGGAAGGUAAUCCCUUUAACAUCGUAGUCAAAGAUGUGCCUGUCCCAGUGAUCAUAAACCAAACCGAUGUCAUCGUCCGUCUUACAACGGUCGGUAUCUGCGGUUCCGACUUCAUUUCUAUCACGGUUUAUUCAGCGUACCUGGUUCUCAGAUCCCAUGGACGAUGGGCCAUGAAGGUGCGGGAAUAGUGGUUGAGACUGGGAGUGCCGUAGGUGGGGUAAAGGUCGGGGAUCGAGUGAUAAUUCCUGAUACUGCGGAUGAUGGACAUGUUCAUGGAGGACUAUCACCUCCGAAUGGAAUGCUUUUUGGGAAUGGGCAAGUUUUGGGUGGUACUCAAGGUUUGUGAUGGCAAUUGAUACACCCAAGAUACUUUGAACAAUUGAACUGAUGAAAAUACACAGCUAAAUACGCCAGGGUACCUUUUGCCGAUGCAAAUCCCUUACCCAUUCCUCAGUCUCCCUCUGUGGGCAAUUCAUCCGCAAACAAUGACCUGGACUGGCUCAUGAUCUCAGACAUCUUCGCCACCGCCUGGGGAGGACUCGAUUAUGCUGGAUUUCAAUCCGGAGACUCGGUUGCGAUUUUUGGUGCCAGACCCGUUGGUAUAUUGACCGCAUACUCUGCCUUCCUACGCGGUGCCACUCAUGUCUAUGUCGUUGACUCUGUACCUUCUAGUCUCUCGCUUGCGGCUUCCGUAGGAGCAGUCCCCAUUAGCUUCAGCGAGUCGGACCCUGUGGCGCAAACCAUGGCACUUGAACCUAAUUGGGUCAAGCGCACAAUCGAUUGUGUUGGUUUCAAAGCAGUCAAUGCUGAGAUGAAGACUACCCAGAAUAUUGUGAUGAAUAACAUGGUUGCUUUGACUACUCGGCUAGGUGGAAUGUGUGGUGUUGGUGUUUGGCCCUCCUCAGCUGAGAAGAAUGCUGCUGCUCCUCUUGCUGAUACCAUUAGCGCGGCUAUGGACUUCAACUAUGGGGAGUUCUGGGGAAAAGGUUUGUCUUUGAGGGCUGGUGGUAUUGAUGUCGUUCCUUAUUUGGGAACGCUCGUAGAGAUGGUGGCAUCUGGCAAAGCGAAGCCUGGGUUUGUUGUUUCGAGUGUAAUUGGGAUUGAGGAUGCGCUAGAUGGUUAUGCGAAGUUUUCGAGACAUGAGGAACAGAAGGUUGUUAUCCGGUUCCCAUGGAUAUAA
Messenger RNA from Hymenoscyphus albidus, 1253 nucleotides. The record is from the annotation of a GenBank genome assembly. Lineage: Eukaryota; Fungi; Ascomycota; Leotiomycetes; Helotiales; Helotiaceae.